This is a messenger RNA of Elgaria multicarinata webbii, 3416 nucleotides long. RefSeq names its product tubulin tyrosine ligase like 6 (gene TTLL6). Gene Ontology annotation, biological process: protein polyglutamylation; microtubule cytoskeleton organization. Gene Ontology annotation, molecular function: tubulin binding; tubulin-glutamic acid ligase activity. Bases 370 to 2541 code for a protein of 723 amino acids. The record is from RefSeq and is a predicted model, not a curated record. NCBI's taxonomy places the organism in Eukaryota, Metazoa, Chordata, Lepidosauria, Squamata, Anguidae. The transcript is spliced from 14 exons. Gene Ontology annotation, cellular component: cilium.
CAUAAGGUACAUGGAAAGGUAGAGUGAUCUACCAAAGGGCAUGCAGUGAAUCCAUGACUGAGGUGGGAUUCAAACAACCUCUGCAGUGUCCAAGUGUCCAUAUUUGGAUGGAGGCAAAGACUUAAAUCUUAGAAAGUAGAUCCAGAAGGUUCUCAGGUGCUUUGCAGUAAAACCAUGAAUUGGUUUUGCCUGUCUGCCUCUGUCUUUCUUCUUCUUUUUAUGUUUUCCAGAUGACUAGUGAUAAAUCUGAACAACUGCAAAUACGAGAGUGUGCGUCGGGCUGCUAGGACAUGUGGCCUCCGGGAGGCCAGUGAGGUUGAUGACUGGACCCUGUACUGGACUGAUUAUUCUGUUUCACUGGAUCGGGUAAUGGAAAUGAAAACUUAUCAGAAAAUAAAUCAUUUUCCUGGGAUGUCUGAAAUCUGUAGGAAGGACCUUCUGGCCAGGAACAUGGGCAGGAUGCUAAAGCUUUUCCCAAAGGAAUUUAACUUCUUUCCCAGGACCUGGUGUCUUCCUGCUGACUAUGGAGAAUUGCAGGCCUUCAGCAGAUCGAAAAAACAUAAGACCUACAUCUGUAAACCAGACUCUGGCUGUCAAGGCAGAGGUAUUUUCAUUACAAGAACUGUAAAAGAUAUCAAACCUGGGGAGGAUAUGAUCUGCCAGCUGUAUAUCUCAAAGCCUUUUAUUAUUGAUGGGUUCAAGUUUGAUCUCCGGGUUUAUGUGCUGGUGACAUCAUGUGAACCUCUACGAGUAUUUGUUUAUAAGGAGGGUCUGGCACGCUUUGCAACAUCUGCCUACUCAGACCCUUCACACAGCAACUUGGACGACGUCUGUAUGCACCUGACUAAUUAUUCAAUUAACAAGCACAGUGCUAAUUUUGUACGAGACGAAGACUCUGGUAGCAAGAGGAAGCUCUCCACCUUUAAUAAGUACAUGGAGGAAAAUGGCUAUGAAACGGAACAGAUAUGGAAGGACAUUGACGACGUUGUGAUCAAAACGCUGGUAUCAGCCCAUCCGAUCAUCAGGCAUAACUAUCUCACUUGUUUCCCCAAUCACACCAUGUGGAGCGCUUGCUUUGAGAUUCUGGGGUUUGAUAUUUUACUGGAUCGAAAACUCAAACCAUGGUUGCUUGAGGUGAAUCAUUCGCCAAGUUUCAGUACCGAUUCAUGGCUGGACAAAGAAGUGAAAGACCAACUCUUGUAUGACACUCUGGUGCUGAUCAACCUGGGAGCAUGUGAUAAACGGAAAGUCUUGGAAGAAGAGAAGCGGCGAGGGAAGGAGAGACUCCUCAAGCAAUGCCGUAAUCGAGAGGCCAGGGCCGAGGAAUUCAAGAGCUGCCAAGCGGCUUGGCUUCAGCAAGCAGAAAAAUAUGAGGAAAUAAACGCAGGAGGCUACCGCCGAAUUUACCCCGGUUCUGAUUCGGGCAGAUAUGAUAAGUUUUUCCAACACAAUAAUUCACUCUUCCAAGAAACAGCAGCUUCCAGAGCACGUGAGGAGUAUGCCAGGCAGCAGCUCCAGGAGCUGCGUCUCAAGAAGGACCAAAAAGUGGCUCUGGUGAGAGAAAAGAAGGCUGAACUGCAGGGAGAGUCUGUUGGAGAGAAGAUAAAGAUUUCCAGGCCCAAGGUGCUGAACAGAGCAAGUGUGGUGCCAGUCUCUGCCCAGCUGCACGUUUGUUCUGGGCCUGGGCCUGGGCCUGCCUUCCCACUCGAACAUUUUUCAGAGGAGCAAGAGCCCAAGAAAGAAGUAGCUUGCGAUGAUUAUUCAAGUGUCUCCCAGCAGGAGAACCAUGGGACAGGCAACUGCCCAGAGACCCCUGCAAAUCAGUCUGUGAGGCCUUACAGUUCCGUGCCUGACCUCACCAAACAGAAUUCAUCCAGCACCCCAGAACAAUAUAAAUCGAAUCCAGAACUGAGGGACACCAUUAGCAGCCACCAUUCCGCAACAGACGUGACCAUUAGAACAAGUCACCAGCUACCAGAUGAGUUUACAAAAGGCUGCAGUAAACAAAGCCCAUGUCCUCACAAGCAUUUCCCAGCCAUGACACAGCCUCGGCCAGAGGGUGCAACAGCAACAGAUACGGCUUGUUGUGGAGGUCCAGCUAUUAAAAACUUUCGGCCAUUCGGAGAACAAUCCUUCCGUUUUCGUGUUAGAGAAAACACAGCCGUCUCACGCUCUGCUAGCCCGAUGGCAAGAAUGAGAUUCUUUGAAAAUGACAAAGAAAAAAGAGCCCUCAUGGUCUCAGAAUUCUUCAGCAAGAUGAAUUUCAUACCACCAGAGAGAAACCUCAGGCUUCUCUCAAUACAGCAAUCUUCGCACUUUACCAGCCGAGCACAAAGCGCUUCCCUCCCAAGGGAAAUCCUAGGCAGCAGGAGCGCUCCUUGCAGGAGGCCAACAAAGUACUACAAUGCCCACCUUGCCACGCCAAGGCCUAUGGUUCAGCAGCACAGCUUGCAAGACCUGCUGGUGAUCUCACGGAUGACCAACCAGUCCAAACAAGCCAAUGAGCCAGCAUCGGGAGACAGUCCUGUGAACAGGGUCUGAGUGAAUGUUUCACAAACCCAGGGUGGUUCCUUGAACCCGAACGACGCUCCUUUCUAUUGAGAGGCAUAUCGCACUGUUCAGCUAAAUCUGUUCCCAGUACAUGCCUAUGUAAAGGAGCUUCCAUACAGCCAAUGAAAAUGGACUUGUAACAAUAUUGGGUCUUUUUAAAGCGAGUGGGCCUCAGGCUACUUGAAGCUCCUGAUUUUUGGAUCCUUGCAGAAGUAUGUGGUAGGUGCUUUGCAAAUGGAAAAAAAACCCUCUUCCACAAAUUCCUAAGAAGAUGGGUGCUGCGUUUAAGUGAGCUUCAGAUACUAGAGGGUUAGUCUUCUGUACUGCUCCUAAUCAUAUCUUUCUCUAGAUCUGCAGAGGUGGAUGGAGGCUGGAGCUGUGUUUUGCAAACUGAAUCCGAAAGAUCAAACUUGAUGUGACACACGAUUGCAUGUCUUUUUCCCCUGAUUUUUUUUAAAAGGAAAAGCAUCCUCAGAAAAACAAAAUGAGGGGUAGGGGCUGCUUAACCCUUCCCCUUUCAUUUGUUUUGACCACAAAAUCUCACCUGUCAGGUAAAAGAUAUGGAGUCCCUCUUUUUUUUCUCCUAUGGUGAAAAUAAUCAGCUUGGGAGGGGCGAUUUUUAGUGUCCUAGCUGGAGUUGAGCAGCCCCCAUCCUUUUGUUCCCCAUUGCAGCUUCCAAGAUUGCUUUUCAUUUAAAGGAAAAAUCAGAGGAAAGAGGUAUGUGAGGACUGCACGCCAUGUCUACAUUAGCGCUAAAUUCCUUACAUUUUUUCAAAGCAGUUUCUGUUAAUAAACCUAGAGAGACGUUGCAAGGAAGAGUCAGUUCACAGAUCUCAGUAAAGGACAGAAGAUGGCAAAGAUUCAAG